UGUGUCGGAGGGGGAGGGGGCGAGGGGCGGACCUGGCCCAGCCCCGCCCCGCGCCGGAGCAGUGCCGGAGCCCCGCAGGAGCCCGAUUUCAGCCCCAGCCAGAUCCGGCGUCAGCGGAGGCGGAACGGCGGACCCCGUGCCCUGGCAGCUUCGGAGCAUCGGCGGGUGGAGGCAAGGUCCCUGGACUGGUCAUAUACCCCUGUGGCCCUGGCAGAAUCAAGAUGAGGCCCUAUCAUGCCUCCCCAGUGAGGCCUACAGUCUGAGCAGACAGCAUGGCCUGCCAUUGGCAGUGAACACCAUGUCUGCAGGAGGUGGCCGGGCCUUUGUUUGGCAGGUGUUCCCCCCUAUGCCCACUUGCCGGGUCUAUGGCACAGUGGCACACCAAGAUGGGCACCUGCUGGUGUUGGGGGGUUGUGGCCAGGCUGGACUGCCCCUGGACACUGCUGAGACACUGGACAUGGCCUCACACACAUGGCUGGCACUGGCACCCCUGCCCACUGCCCGGGCUGGCGCAGCUGCGGUGGUUCUGGGCAAGCAGGUGCUAGUGGUGGGUGGUGUGGAUGAGGUCCAAAGCCCGGUAGCUGCUGUGGAGGCCUUCCUGAUGGAUGAGGGCCGCUGGGAGCGUCGAGCCACACUCCCUCAAGCAGCCAUGGGGGUUGCAACUGUCGAGAGAGAUGGUAUGGUGUAUGCUCUGGGGGGAAUGGGCCCUGACACGGCCCCCCAGGCCCAGGUACGUGUGUAUGAGCCCCGUCGGGAUUGCUGGCUUUCGCUACCCUCAAUGCCCACACCCUGCUAUGGGGCCUCCACCUUCCUGCACGGGAACAAGAUCUAUGUCCUGGGGGGCCGCCAGGGCAAGCUCCCUGUGACUGCUUUUGAAGCCUUUGAUCUGGAGACCCGUACCUGGACCCGGCAUCCAAGCCUACCCAGCCGUCGGGCCUUUGCUGGCUGUGCCAUGGCUGAAAGCAGUGUCUUUAGCCUGGGUGGCCUGCAGCAGCCUGGGCCCCAUAACUUCUACUCUCGCCCACACUUUGUCAACACUGUGGAGAUGUUUGACCUGGAACAUGGGUCCUGGACCAAGCUGCCCCGCAGCCUGCGCAUGAGGGAUAAGAGGGCAGACUUUGUGGUUGGCUCCCUUGGGGGGCACAUUGUGGCCGUUGGGGGCCUUGGAAACCAGCCAUGUCCUCUGGGCUCUGUGGAGAGCUUUAGCCUGGCACGACGGCGAUGGGAGGCAUUGCCUGCCAUGCCCACCGCCCGCUGCUCCUGCUCUAGUCUGCAGGCUGGGCCCCGGUUGUUUGUUAUUGGGGGUGUGGCCCAGGGCCCCAGUCAAGCCGUGGAGGCACUGUGUCUGCGUGAUGGGGUCUGAAGGCCUGGUGGGAUCUGUCCACUGGAGCAGCUCAGUGCCAGAGGCAGCUAUAUCUAUGGCUCCUUUUGCUGCUGAGGACACUCACUGUGGCUCUGUGGGAUGAGAGAGGCACGGGGAUGAGGACUUGAGACACUGGCUUGGGGCCUUGGGUUAGGGGAGCCUUCGUCUUUAGUGCAGGCCACACAUAUGCUUACACCUACCUUUAUCACCAUCCGUUCAUGAACCAUGCCUAGCUCCAUCCUUGCCCUGGGACCUACUAGGCCUUCCAUCCAACUGGGAAAUGGGGAGAAGGAAAGCUGGCCUCAUGCUCUUCAGGAUCAGUUCCUAUCUGGAGUUGACCAGGCCCACCCCAGUUGCCAUUCCUGAAAAAUGCCAGGUGCCAGCCUGCCUUUAGGGUCCCGGUAGACCCAGGAGAGUUCAGAGAGGGUGGGGGACACAGAGAGAGUAGAAAGGAUGUGGGAACUGCCAGAGGGCCAGAGCCCAGGAGUUCAAGCAGAGGAGUGUUGGCUUUGGGCCCUUUACACUGCUGGUUGUAUGACCUUGAGCAAGUCACUUCACCUCUCUGUGCCUCAGCAUCCUCAUCUAUAAAUGGGGAUCUCUGAAACCUUCCUACCCUACCUACCUCACAGGGCUGUUGUGAGGACCCAGGGAGUUUGGAUGUGGAAGUAAAAGUGCUGCUAAAACCUA
This is a messenger RNA of Saimiri boliviensis boliviensis (Bolivian squirrel monkey), 2050 nucleotides long. RefSeq names its product kelch domain containing 8B (gene KLHDC8B). Gene Ontology annotation, cellular component: intercellular bridge; cellularization cleavage furrow; midbody. Gene Ontology annotation, molecular function: protein binding. Gene Ontology annotation, biological process: mitotic cytokinetic process; nuclear chromosome segregation; mitotic nuclear division. The record is from RefSeq and is a predicted model, not a curated record. Lineage: Eukaryota; Metazoa; Chordata; Mammalia; Primates; Cebidae.